This is a messenger RNA of Mucor velutinosus, 1320 nucleotides long. Its product is annotated as NAD(P)H:quinone oxidoreductase, type IV. Gene Ontology annotation, biological process: carbohydrate metabolic process. Gene Ontology annotation, molecular function: chitin deacetylase activity. The record is from RefSeq and is a predicted model, not a curated record. The transcript has 2 exons. The coding region runs from base 1 to 1320 and encodes 439 amino acids. NCBI's taxonomy places the organism in Eukaryota, Fungi, Mucoromycota, Mucoromycetes, Mucorales, Mucoraceae. Gene Ontology annotation, cellular component: membrane.
AUGCUCUCUCGCAGGCAACUUCCAUUAGCGUGGAUUACACUCCUCAUUUUAAUGUGCAUCGUCAGCACUGUAUUCGCAAAGAAGCACCACCACGAUGACGAUGACGACGACGAUGAUGAUGAUUACGAUGAUGACGAUGAUGACAAGAAGGUUGUAACAGAAGAGCCUGAAUUCACCACUCCCUCAGAUGAAAAGUGGCUGGAAGAUCUUGACUUGGAUGACAUUGAGGGUCGUGUGCGUCCUGUUGGCUCUGGUGUGUGUGAAAAUGCUAAAUGUGAUGGUAGUGACAACGAUCGCUGCUUUGAAAGCUGUGGCAACAUGGCUACUGAAGACGAUAUCUAUGGCUGUCCUUCGGAGAAAACUUGGGCUCUUACCUUUGAUGAUGGACCUAGUAACUUUACUACUGAUCUGCUCGACAUCUUGGACAAGGCUAAUGUCAAGGCUACUUUCUGUGUUAUGGGUGCUCAUGCCAAGCAAUACCCCGAAAUCAUCAAGCGUGCUUACGACGCUGGCCACCAGAUUGCCUCUCACACUUACUCCCAUCCUCAUCUCAUGAGUUUGAGCAACGAGAAGAUUGUGUAUGAAGUCAGAGCUACUGAAGAAGCAAUCGAGGCUGCUAUUGGUGUCAAGCCUCGUUACAUUCGUCCUCCUUAUGGUGAAGCUGAUGCUCGCGUCAAGUCUAUCCUCAAGAAAAUGGGCUACAAGACUUUGAUGUGGAAUGUGGAUCCCACUGACUAUAAUGUGCAUAUGCUCAAGGACGGUGCUGAACGUAUCCAACGUGCUUUUGAAGACAUUGCUUCUGGUAAACCUAGCCCCUUGAACGCUCAUAACGAUAGUGGAUUCAUCAGUUUACAACAUGAUUUGUAUCCAACAUCCAUUGGACAAGUGUCCAAGAUCAUUGAAGCUCUCCGUUCCAAGGGAUUCAAGCUGAGCACUGCUGCUGAAUGCGUAGGUGAUAGAAGGCCUCAUGCUUCUGAUGACGAUGACGAUGACGAUGACGAGGAGGAAGAAAAGAAGAAGCAUGACGAGGAGGAAGAAAAGAAGAAGCACGACGAGGAAGAACAGAGGAAGCACGACGAGGAAGAAAAGGAGAAGAAUCAUGAUCAUGAUGACGAUGAUGAGGACGACGAUGAUGAGUACAGCGAAGAUGCUCUAAAGAUCAAAGAAGACUCAUUUGCUGCCUCUGGAUUACAGUCUGGAUCAGACUCUGAAAAGAAUCAACAGCAAGAAGCUAUCUCUGCUGCAAAUUCCGUUACUUUCUCGGCUGCUGCUAGCUCCAUUUUAGCUGCUUGCGGUAUCCUUAUCAACUAUCUGAUUUAA